Acanthocheilonema viteae is the source of this 396-nucleotide messenger RNA. Lineage: Eukaryota; Metazoa; Nematoda; Chromadorea; Rhabditida; Onchocercidae. The record is from the annotation of a GenBank genome assembly.
AUGCCACCGCCAUUAUCACUAUCACUGUUAUCACCACCACCACCACUACCAUCACCGCCACCGUUGUCAUCAUCACAAUUACCACCGAUACCGUUACUAUCACUAUUAUCAUUAUCAUCAGAACAGUUACGGUCACAAAUGCUACCACCAUCACAAUCACAAUCACAACUACAAUCACAACCACAAUCACAAUCACUAUCACAAUCACGAUCACGAUCACGAUCAUCAGUUAAAGUUUUGAUAGGACAAAAGCAAAAAUUAUUUUAUGGAUAUCAUUCGGAAGAUGCGGAAAAUCGUUUAAUGCAAGAUGUGAUUGAAAAGAUCCCACUUCGAGCACGAUCUCAAAGUUGGCUUAUUCGAACUCGUCAUAUGCUCGAUAACACACAGGUGUGUUAG